AUGGCCUCGUCUCUUACGGCCCAGCUAUCGCGCAUCGCGGCCAAGUCGACGCACGAGCUUGACCUCAAAGCGCAAAGAAUCUCUCAUUCGCAGUCGCUAAUCUUCGACCACAAAAUUGCCGGUUCUCAAGAUUUCGAUACAGUAUAUGAUAUUUGCUCUGAUGGAUUCCGGGAAUUGUGCUCCCUGGAUGGUCGCUUCCGGAAGUUUGAGCUCUCAAUCUUCAGCGAGCAGAGCAAAGGCCAGGACCGUACGCAGAUGAACUCUGCCCAGAACAAGGAGCUCAAUAUCACGAUAGAGAACUUCCUUGCUUUGGUCGGGGGGGAGGUUGCAACUAAGCCCGGCUGUGAAAGCUGUGGACUGGUUACUGCAAACAGGUCCCACGAGUAUAAUACGACCGCUAUGCUCCUCACAUUUCUACCAUAUCAUACCACGCCACUUUUUCUGAACCUACUCUCGAUUCUCCCAAAUGACCUAUCCCCCGCCUUCAAAGUGCUUUACCCCUACAAGGCUGCAUUGACGAACCCCCCAAGGCAUCCCAUCGUCCAUAGCGCCACUACAAACAGAGCCUUUUUUGCUGAAUUAAAUGAAUAUGUCUUGAGGACAUCGGAAUUGCGCGCGCAUAGCCAUCCCCUCCUCUCCUUUUGGGCUGGGAUCACUACAGAAGCAGUGGCAGGAAUGCUGGAGAAUGCCCGCUCAGGAAGGCGAGAAGUCGAGAAACAAAAGCAGGACGACAUAUGCCGCCAGGUCCUUUCGGUCCUUUCACGGGCCUUUGUUCUGAAAGAUGUUUCUGAAUUGAUCAUCAGCUGCUACAUGAUCUCUGUUGUGUUGGCUCAGAAAGCGUCCUUAUCUAACGAUUAUGUCAAUGGUCUGAUGGAGUGUGUGGUUGACUCAUGGACCCAAGAGACCUUGAGCUCUGGUUUGAUUUGUCUCUCUGUUCUUGCCCAGCACAAGCCGUCCGUCGCACUUCCAGAAAGGGUAUUCAAGGCUAUUAGCCGCCUUGACCGUCUGGUGCCGCAGAUUUCGGAGGUCACUGCGAAGUACCAGCCUUCUAAGCUUCUCCUUGGACUUGUCCAUGGCUGCUUGAGCGACCUUAGUAAACAGAAGAGCGCCUCUCGAGUACUUCUCGCGAGGUCCAUUCUCCAAUCGACACUUCUAGGGGAUGAUUCUUUGAAAGAGGCCAUAGAAAUGCUUCUCAAGGCUGCCAGCAAUACAGAUGUGAUGCAAGAAGUUUCUCUCGAGACUCAGACUCAAAUUACUGAGUUGAUUGAAGAAUUAACCAGGUCCAGCUCCAUUCGGCCGAUUUUCCAAGCAGCGAUUGCUGAAUCUCCGCAGAACAUUUCUGCUGUGGAGCUUCAUUUGCAGACUCUGCUUGAAGCUCCCGUCCAAACCGGGACCAUCCAAGAUGUUGAAAUGGAAGACGUUGCGCUGGAGCCUGCUACCGACCGCUUCUCUGCUGCUUUAGAGGCCUUCUCUGAGAAGCCGUUGUAUUCAUCAUCGUUCUUGAGCAAGCAGCAUAUUCCAGAAUUUGAAGAUCUCGUGCAAAUAUUGGCUUCAGCAUUUGACUCUGAUAGCAAGAUCUCGCAAUUUACGGAUUUGCCAAUUCUAGGGAAAUCCAAGGCCACGCAGUCUCCCCAAUACCUCUCUUUCUUCGCCCGUGUUGCCUCCGGCCCUUACCCAACGGGUCCAAAAAUUGCAGCCUUGCAAGCGAUUUCCUCUGUCAUCUCAUCAGUGUCUCGUGAUUUUGACCCGCAAGCCCUUCUGCCAUUCUUGCUUGUUUCUUUGGAAGAUAGUUCCCAACGGAUCCGGCGUGAAGCCGGUGGUGUCUUGGCUGCUAUCAGUUCCCUUUGCAAGAAGUCCAAGGGAGACGAUGGCGAAUCGAAGAAGCCCUGGGCACAUAACUCGAUAUAUGGAAGCGGGAGCCCGUCGGCCGGUAUCUCUUGGUUAUCUUCACGAGAUGUAUCCAAGUUCUUGGAACGCUCUUUGCUCCCCGAGCUUGAGGAAUCUAUUCUUGAUCCGGCCCACGUGAGCAAAGUCCUCGAUGCUACGCUCAGAGGAUCGGUCCUUUCGGAAGAUUCAGGUGCAUCAGAACUGAAGAAAUCUCUACGUCUCAAUCUAUUCACUUUCUUAUGUUCCCAUGUUACUCAUCUACCAGUCUUCGGCCCUAAGAUUCGUCUUCUACGACAGCUGAAUGGCGUGAAAAAAGUUUCCGGAACAACCCGCGCGAAAGAACUCUUACCCCUGCUCGAGAACUGGCGCGGUUUGAGCCAAACUGAAGUGGAGGAUAUCUGUUCCAAGGAGCAUAUCCCCAUCUCGGAGGCCGAGCAAGAGAUUGUCGCUAUCAUUACUCCCAAGGAUGCUGAUGCAAUCGACGCUCUGUUGUCUUUCGUCAGCUCCAGCGAAUCUGUUCGGCCAUCCUUUGUUACAGCGGACUUCAAUCGUAUGAAACAGAUUUGGCCCAAGGUCGCUGAGGAUAGCCAACUUGUUGCAGCCGAUAAACUCUUGGAAGUCUCUUUGGGUCUCACAAAUGAAAAGGCUUAUCUGGCAGACAGUUGUCGUGAUGUUCUUCGGAGUGUUGACCUCUCAGGACCAAUUCUCUUGAACUACGUCAAGAAAAUUCCUGAAUCCUUGACUCAGAUCGAUGGACUCGCCCCUGCGCCAAAGCGAAGACGUACAAGUCAGAAUAACAUGGUUGCUAUGACCGUCAGGGAUGAAGCUGAAUUCAGUAAGAUUGUUGAUAAGAUGACUUUCAUCCUUGAAAUCGUUGAUAGCUCCACCCCAGAGUCCCACCCGGAGCUUGCCGACGGCCUCUUCCAGACUCUUGCCGCCCUUCACCAUUUCAAGUCACAGAUCCAAUCUGGAAUGAGCUACCUCCUCAGCCUUACACUCGGUAGUUUGCUAGCUAUCGUGAACAAGUCCAAAGCCUCUGCCAAACCGCUUUUUGAUACAUCUGUUAUUCGAGCCGACCUUGUUGUGGAUUGCGUACGAACCACGGAAAGCCCGCAAGUGCAGAAUGCAGCCCUACUGCUCGUUGCUGGUAUCUCUGUCAUUGCUCCGGAGCUUGUUCUUCACAGUGUUAUGCCCAUUUUCACUUUCAUGGGCUCUAGCGUUCUUCGCAAGGAUGAUGAUUAUUCUGUUUCCGUUAUCGAUCAGACGAUCGAUCAGGUGGUUCCAGCGCUUAUUCAAUCUCUGCGCGAUCAGAAACGGGACGUCGUUUCUGGUACUUCUGAGCUCCUGCUCAGCUUCACUGCGGCGUUUGAACACAUCCCAUCCCACAGGCGCCUCCGCCUGUUCCACGCAUUGAUCACCAAGCUCGGCACGCAAGACUUCUUGUUUGCUGUCCUUGCUAUGCUCGCCAAUCGAUAUGCUACCAACAAGGAUGUCCUCACUUUGAUGAGCGGCGUGGUCUCGGAUACUGAUCCAGUUGUGGAACUCACGACGUACAGCAAGUACCUCAACCUUGUUAUUGACGCAUUGAAACCCAAGCCAGGUAUCUCCCAGGUUCUUCUUGGAAUUGGCAGUGAUGAUGGUCGCGACCCUCAAAAGGUUUCGGUCGAUCUCCUCAGGGACCUUGCUCACCUGCUCAAGCAUUCCACUCUCAAGUCCAAGUUGGAAGUCGCAUUCUCAAAGGACGAUGAUUUCUCGAACCAAGCUCGGGCGUGCUUCUCGCGGGUUCUGGAGCAAGUCCUCUCCAUUGGUGAAUCCGUCAAGACUAUGGCACAAGUCAGUCACGCAUGUGGUGAAGUUCUCGGCUCCCUGUUCAGUACUCUGUCUUUCGUGGACUUCUUGGAUACUGUCGAGGUUUUGUUGGAUGGACCUGACAAUGAUCUUCGUUGUAAACUCCUUCGCCUUCUGGAGAACCGCCUUCGGCAGAGUCCCGAGCGAGACAGCGAGUCUCAAAUCAGAGUCCUCGAUUUUCUCCCCACCUUGGUCAAGAUUGUGGAAUCUCCUUCCUUCCUCCCUCUUCUCAAGCAUGCCGCAGUUGCUUGUAUUGACCGCGUGACGGAAAAGUACGGCCGCAAGGACCCAUCAAAGGUCAUCACAGCCGCUAAGGUUGUGGCCAGCCCAUCUUGUCUCGGGGUUGAUGACGAUCGCAUCCGUAAUAUGGGUGUCCUGUGCCUUGCGUCCAUGGCUGAAGUGCUCGGCGAGGCAAUGAUUCCCGCCCUUCCCGAUACAUUGAGCCAGUCGUUCAGGCUACUGGAACUUAGCCUGGCGCCUGGGAAGGAGAACGCACGUCUGCACAAUGCUGUGUUCUCUCUCCUCUCUGCUCUUCUUGCGAACUUGCCGUUCAUGAUUUCGAGUUCCCACCUCGACAACAUUUUGCUCCUCUCUUUCAAAUCCACUGAGGCUGGUCUUGAAGAAAGUUGCGAUGAAGCCCCGAUCGAACGUAACUGGCUGGCGGCCGUCAGCUCCGGAGCAGAAGCCACCAACGAGGUUCUCCAAACCCUCAGCCUCGCAGUCGAGAAAAACCCCAAGUCGGUUAUCGUCAAGAAUAUCGACAUUCUUUCUCGGAUCCUUUUCAACGCAUACGAUCUGCGACGCCAAGCUGGCGGUCUUGCGGACGUCAAAUUCAGUGCUGACCCCUCUGAAUUGGAUGAAGCUGAGACCUUGCUGAACGACGUCACGAUCAAAAUGAUCUAUAAGCUGAAUGACAGUACUUUCCGACCGCUCUUUGUGAAGUUCGUUGAUUGGGCCACCACUGCUGCCCCGAAGGACAAAGAUAGCCAGAUUGCUCGUCUGACCACUUUCUACAAGUUCCUCCAGGUUUUCUUCGGUACACUUCAGUCAAUCGUUACCAGCUACUCCAAUUAUAUUUUGGAGAACGUCGUUCAGGUCUUGGCGACCGUUGGCCCUGCUUUGAAUACCAGGCCACUGUGGCUUGCCAGUCUUCGCACACUGCGCAAUUCGUUUGAACAUGACCAAGAUGAAUUUUGGCAAUCUCCCUCCCAUCUGGCCAGCAUCACGGGGCCUCUCGUUGCUCAGCUGGCACAUGCUACUACCGCGAAGACUGCCGAGAUUGUCGCCGCCGAGGUAAUCCCUGCUAUUGUGGAACUUGCGGUCGCAGCCGACUCGACCGACAACUACAAGGAAAUCAACAAUGUCCUCAUGAAAUAUCUCCGACCAUCCUUUGGCCCGAAUGCCCAGUCAACUGGUGGUGCCAACCCCUUCACUCGUUUGGUUGCCGUCAAGACCGAGCGCGCCCUUACCGAACAACUUGGUGAAGAGUGGCUCGCUCUCCUUCCCGAGAUGCUUCCAUACAUUAACGAGCUGCAAGAAGAUGAAGACGAGGGCGUUGAGCGAGAGGUGCGCAAGUGGGGCAAGCACAUUGAAAAUAUUAUUGGGGAGAAGAUCGAUGAUAUGAUGAAUUAG
This is a messenger RNA of Penicillium chermesinum, 5367 nucleotides long. It is a transcript of the gene utp10, whose product is annotated as snoRNA-binding rRNA-processing protein UTP10. Gene Ontology annotation, cellular component: 90S preribosome; small-subunit processome; t-UTP complex. The transcript is spliced from 5 exons. Gene Ontology annotation, biological process: maturation of SSU-rRNA from tricistronic rRNA transcript (SSU-rRNA, 5.8S rRNA, LSU-rRNA); positive regulation of transcription by RNA polymerase I. Bases 1 to 5367 code for a protein of 1788 amino acids. NCBI's taxonomy places the organism in Eukaryota, Fungi, Ascomycota, Eurotiomycetes, Eurotiales, Aspergillaceae. Gene Ontology annotation, molecular function: snoRNA binding. The record is from RefSeq and is a predicted model, not a curated record.